CAGGAUUCUAACAUUCCAUAGUAAGUUCUUCCAGAGUGUUCUACUCACAGUUGGCUGUAGCUUCAGCUGCAGGAAUCUUGAGAUCCAGCACCUGAGACUAUGCAAAACCAGGAAGGCACCCCUUGGGAGGAGCCUCCCGCCUACAUGGAUGAUGACAGCGAGGAAGACUCUGACGACUAUUUCAGUGAUGACAGCUGUGACUUGACCUCCGUGAAGAUCACCGGCUGGGAGUCGCUUUCCCUUGUGUGCUUGCAAAACGUGUUCAGGUUUCUUCCUGACCGUGAUCGCAGGAGUGCUGCCCUGGUUUGUCGUCACUGGCGCUAUGUCAUGAGCUCACCCUCUCUCUGGCGCACCCGCGUCUUCCACUUCACUGGUCGCAUUUCCAAGUACAGGCCGUCUGAACACCGUCGUGCCGUGGGCUAUGUCACCUACCUGGGAUGCUACCUGGAAAGGCUGGAGGUGUCUGUGUUUCCUCCACAUACGUCCUUGGUGGCACAGCGUCUGGAGAAUGUCAUCAGCGAGAUGUUUGCCGCACUUGUCAGUGUAAAGGCCCCACUGCGUCACCUGUCCCUUAAAGGUGUGGAGUUAGAGCGACACUCCUGGACUCCAAAGUUCAGAUACUCUCUGGUGAAAAGCUUGGUUUGCUUCCUCAAAAGAGGAGCCUCAAAGCUCACCACUCUCAGUCUGAACGGGAUGCGAAGCAACACUAUACAGGGUACGGAGCUGCUUUCUGCCUUCUCAGCUUGUCAGAGGCGCCUCCGUCCUUGGAGCACUCUGGCUUCUUUGGACAUCCAGGGUUUCUUCUCUACUAGUGCGAAUAUGAAUCGCGUGACCUCCGGAGUGACCGCAAUGCUGUGUGACCUGCGAAACCUCACCAGCCUGAGCCUGAGUUACUCCUGCCUGUCAGACGAGGUGCUGACCAUUCUCCAGCAAAGUCACAGAGGAGGGAGGUGGACCUCUGAUAGAGAUGGGAAAGCGUUGCAAACCCUCUCAUUGCACUGCUCUCUGAACGAGCCUCACGAACAGAUGGUGAGCGGCAGAUUAUGGGCAACUCUGGCAUCAAGCUGCGCAGACCUGAGAGUCAGGCUCUCUGUGGACCGAAUCAUUAACAAAGACUGCCUCGCACGGAUACUGCUCCCUGAGAUUCCCGUGGAAAAGUACAGCAUGACAGCUUUCUUUUCCCCCGAUGAAGACUGGAGCGUCAAACCCGUCCUCUGUGACAUGCUGCCUCAGUACAGAAGCAGUCUGCAGCACCUGACUCUGGACCUGAGCAACAUCAGUGAAUCCCUGGAUGAGGAGCUGCUGGAGCUGGUUAAGGUGUGUGUGCGUCUGGAGCGGCUGAAACUCGGGGCCUUCUUGAAUAUCGGCACAGUGGGAAGGCUACUGCACAUCAGACUGACUCAAAGGACCUCGCUCAACAAGAUCAGGUUGAGAAUUUAUGCACAAAGUGACAACGCCAAAGAGCUCGCAGACCAGCUGGAAGAAACACUGUCUUCCCACCAGCAUCUCCCUCCUGAGCUGAGUCUUUAUGCCACUGUCCACACCUUUGUAUGAACCUGAGCAGUCUAUAUCAAAAAGGAAAAAAAAAUAAAUGAAUGAAGCAUGCAA
Molecule: messenger RNA, 1608 nt
Organism: Mugil cephalus (flathead mullet)
Lineage: Eukaryota; Metazoa; Chordata; Actinopteri; Mugiliformes; Mugilidae
Product: F-box only protein 39-like
Exons: 7
Coding region: 100-1554 (484 amino acids)
Biological process (GO): SCF-dependent proteasomal ubiquitin-dependent protein catabolic process
Cellular component (GO): SCF ubiquitin ligase complex
Molecular function (GO): protein binding
Source: RefSeq, a predicted model, not a curated record